Messenger RNA from Filobasidium floriforme, 1132 nucleotides. RefSeq lists its product as uncharacterized. The coding region runs from base 188 to 979 and encodes 263 amino acids. Lineage: Eukaryota; Fungi; Basidiomycota; Tremellomycetes; Filobasidiales; Filobasidiaceae. The record is from RefSeq and is a predicted model, not a curated record. The transcript is spliced from 7 exons.
UCGUGUGCGCUCGCGUCAGCCAGAGGUCUGGAACGGAAACCAAGCUAGCAACGUGAAUUUAGGGUGUUCGAAGAUGCAAUGUUGCGAGUUGCAAUACCACCUCGAUCGUCCUGUCUGGUCUGGGAACAUUCACCUUCUAAUUGGAAUUGCUGAUAGCUCGGCAGCCGACCACAGUACUUAAGUUACGAUGCCGGACGAGAUCGAUCAAGAGCAUGAAGUCUUUCUGGGCGAUGGAUGUGAUACGCUAUUUGGCGAUCAAGGGUAUCUUCCGGACGUCUCUGAGAUCAGUUAUGGACCUGUCAGGACCGUCAUUCCCGAGGCGGAGGGAAAAGCUUUCACUCAGCUUGCCUCGCAGAUAUUCAACAGCGGGCUCGUCAUGACGGAGUUGGUAGAGCUAGGCAGGGUACCGUUUGCUGGGAAACGAAUAUUGGAGAUCGGCGCAUCGACAUCUCUGCCAACUUUACUAGCGAGUACGUCGGAGAAUCCACCAGAGAGGGUCUUGACAACGGAUUAUCCCGACGAGGCGUUGAUUAAGAAUUUGCAGAGGAAUGUGGAUAUGAACCAGGCUUUGGCUAGGUGUCCUGUACAAUGUAUGCCCUACCUAUGGGGAGCCGAUGUCGGCCCAUUAAUCGCGACCCUUCCUGAGCCGGAGAGAAAGUUUGACCUGUUCAUCUCCGCCGACAACCUCUGGCUACACGACGAACAUGACAAUCUCCUCCACACAUUAACGAGCUCGCUAUCCGAAGAUGGUGUGGCAUUCUUCACGACCGGACACUACGCCAAACGGCCAGCGGUAGAGAACUUCUUCAAGCGGGUCGAAGCGCUGGGAUUUGAAGUAGAAGAAUUGCAUUACGGGGACAAGUGGGAAGGCAAGAUGGAGGUCAACCUCGGAGCGGGCAGACUGAGGGGAGAUUUGGAUCUGAAGAAGGCUGCGGUGUGGGUGUACAAGGCAUGGAGGAAAGGUAGCGUUGCUGCAUAGAUGGUACUAAGGCGCUCUGCGAUCAAUAACAAUGCUAAAUAGUGACAAUAUACACGUCAUUCUAUCGCGUCAUAGUUUCUUGAUAAGCUUCUGCACUUCGGUCAAUGAGAUUGUAAACAAACAUGAGCUCGACAUCGAAUACAACCCGGUCGA